Messenger RNA from Colletotrichum godetiae, 1035 nucleotides. RefSeq lists its product as uncharacterized. The transcript has a single exon. NCBI's taxonomy places the organism in Eukaryota, Fungi, Ascomycota, Sordariomycetes, Glomerellales, Glomerellaceae. The record is from RefSeq and is a predicted model, not a curated record. Bases 122 to 568 code for a protein of 148 amino acids.
CUACCGAAUCCCGCGACGCGAAUAACCACACGGUUCUAAUUACCUUAAAGUGGUGGCAUCCUGGAGCUAGGAGGUCAAGUCAAAGCAACAUAAAGGUACAGCCUAGGCCCCAACCUAAAUAAUGCAGCUCAAGCAUUUAAACUCAAUGUUCAAGAUGACCGUCGCACCGUGUACGACGAUAGGCAUUCUAUUGUGGGAAGUGCUUGAACACCAAGUACAAGCAUCUUGCGUCCACCUCAACAAGUUUCAAACGCUCUCUUCAACUCUCACCAUCGCCAUGUCCGUAUUCCCUUGGCAUGAUCGAAUAGCCAAAGACCCUUCCUUACAAGACAAGAGCGCGGGUGAGACACAUUUGGGCUUGAUCACACGACCGCUUGCCCAGCCCUUCGUAUCCACAUUCGCCAGUGCCGCCACAUUUCCCACCAGUACGAGUAAGGCCGCUCGAUCUCAUACCGUCGCUUCGAGAACCAUCAUCUCUGCCUCUCACGAUUCGCAGAACACGGUCAACCGGCUUAACGAACGAACCUCAGCGGCAGCUAGGUCCGUCGUUGUAUACAACGUCCGCUAGCCCAAUCACCGGCCUCACUACACCUCACUUCACCUUAUCUCACCCCAGCCACCCCGGCCCAGAGCACCCUUUAAGAUCCAGAGAUGUAUUAAGCAAAUUCAUAAGUGGUAUUCCAAACUGUUUCCAGCCGUGUACUCGAGAACUCAACAAAGUCGUUACCAUACACGAAGAAGAAGUGCGACUAGACCAGACCAAAAGAGAAGAGAAGAGAAAUACAGCUCCCCAACAAGCUGACAGGGAAACCCAAGAAAUGAACCAAAAGUACAGCUUCAUGUAGCACUGCAUAACCGACACUCCCGCCAGAUAGAACCCAAACCCGGAAACCCCAUAAGAACCCGUAUUGUUACCCAAGAGAUACAAGAAAAAGUUAAUCCCGAUGUCUCAGACCCAGACUCACAUCGUACACUUGACUUGUUAUACAGCCUCGUUAAAACCCCCCUCCUCUGUCCCAUUUGUGUCCCAUAAGC